Molecule: messenger RNA, 297 nt
Organism: Echinococcus granulosus
Lineage: Eukaryota; Metazoa; Platyhelminthes; Cestoda; Cyclophyllidea; Taeniidae
Exons: 2
Coding region: 1-297 (98 amino acids)
Biological process (GO): G protein-coupled receptor signaling pathway
Source: RefSeq, a predicted model, not a curated record
AUGCCUGUCCACAGAGAGAUUCUGGAAUACUGGCCUAAACGCAGAUUUAUGAAAAAAGAGCGAGAUUUAACGCAGCCUGGGGAAUCAAGUGCGGCUGCUAGUCGUCAGGAUGAGAUUGAGCGCAAGAAAAAUGAGGUUCUUGUGCUCAAAUCAUGCCUUAACAUGAAACGUCUUAAACUCAGCUUAGCUAUCAACGACAUCAAAAAUUACUGCUUUGAGCACGUAGACUCCGACCAGCUUAUCAACGCCUCCAAAGACGAUCCAUUUAAGAACAAGAGAAAGUGCUCUCUACUCUGA